This is a messenger RNA of Polyodon spathula (Mississippi paddlefish), 312 nucleotides long. RefSeq names its product histone H3.3-like. Bases 1 to 312 code for a protein of 103 amino acids. The transcript is spliced from 2 exons. Gene Ontology annotation, molecular function: structural constituent of chromatin; protein heterodimerization activity; DNA binding. The record is from RefSeq and is a predicted model, not a curated record. NCBI's taxonomy places the organism in Eukaryota, Metazoa, Chordata, Actinopteri, Acipenseriformes, Polyodontidae. Gene Ontology annotation, cellular component: nucleosome.
AUGAAGAAACCUCACCGCUACAGAUCUCGCCACUAUCAGAAAUCCACCGAGCUGCUGAUCCGCAAGCAGCCCUUCCAGCGGCUGGUCAGAGAAAUAUACCAUAUACUAUACUACGUGUCUCAUAUACUAUCAGAGCAGUUCGGAUCCUCUAUAUAUUCUCCGAGGUUGAUAACGGCGCUGCAGGAGGCUAGCGAGGCUUGCCUGGUCGGGCUGUUUGAGGACACCAACCUGUGUGCCAUUCACGCCAAGAGUGUCACCAUCAUGCCCAAAGACAUCCAGCUGGCCCGCCGCAUCCGAGGAGAACGCAUUUAA